AUGCUUAUUUCCAUAUGGGGUAAGGAGUUCACGUGGCGCCGGAGCAAGAGCAUUCCCGCUGACUCAUCCCGCCUCUCUCUCGACCAUAGCUCGUUUGACAGCCUGUCUUCUGGGUAUUUAGAAGAUCCCCAUGAUGUUGAAACUACUCUGGCAAUGUUUCAAACGCAUAUUGCAUUAUGCGGAGUCGGAGCUGCUGGAUCAGCUGAAAGAGACUCCUUCUCUUCACUUAUUCAUCUACGAACUGGCUGUGCCUUUGAUGUUGAUAGAUUUUUACAGGGGUUGCCGAAUGCCUCUGGGAUUCCGAGCUCUAGAGAUCCAGAAAGAACUACAUCACAAAAAUGGCCUUCACAAAAUUUGGUUCAAACCUCUUUGGUAACAGAGCUACACCGUCUUGAACCUGCUUUCUCUAAUACCGACCCGGAUUCCUACCUCCGGGCUACACUGUCACUGUUGCCCCGACUGUUGAUGGAGACUGCUAAUUUGAGGACACUCGAAACAUUUACCAUUAUUGUCACAUAUCUUCUGCCCAUUGGUCACACGAGAACGGCGGACUUCCUACUAGCAGUCGCCGUCCGCAUUCUUUACAAUCUAGGGGGAAAUCGUUAUUCUGCCAUUCGAGAGGCAGAGGGGGUGCAUCUACGCGCUAUAUUCUGGCACUGUUAUAGUCUGGACAAGGAACUUGCGAUCCGUUUUGGACGCCCACCCUUGACAAACGACAUUGACUGUGACUUACGGCUGCCUGACAACUACAUUUCGUCCUGGUCGCAUGACCAUUUCUUCCAUCGCCCAUUAUCUUCUCAGGUUCUCCUAUAUACGUCGGAUCUUCGCCUCGCGCUGAUCAAAUCAAAGAUCUAUGCUCUCCUAUAUUCCGACUACGGCCGCGCGCAACCUGAGGCUAGGCGCCUUCAGUAUAUUCGCGAAUUGGAUGAAGAAUUAAACGCUCUAAAGUCUAGCUUUCCUGCCAGCUGCUGGCCCGAUGUCUUUGCAACAGGAGAUGCACCAGAUUACACAUUCCAUGAUCUAAGCUUACGGGGAGUCAACCUACACCUGGAGUACUACUUCUGCUUGGGCAAAAUCCACGGAGCAAGCAACGCCUACAGUCUGACUUCUCCACAUAGUUGGACCUUCCUGCCUUCUAGCGCCGAGCUAUUCUACCAAGAAUCACGAACCAUGCUGUUGUAUAUAUCUCGAAUACGACACUUCCUCAACUGGCAUACUUACUGGAUCCAUGCUCAGUUUAUAUUAACUGCCGUCGUAUCACUUUUCCGGCACCUCAUCACCUCUCCCACGGCGCACACCUUCGCCAGAGACCUCCAGAUCCUUGAGAAUACAGCGGAGACCUUUUCCGACCUUGACCACACGGCUGGCUUCAGACUCCCCGUAGGCGACGUCCUGAUCCACGCCGGAGACCUGACAAAUCAAGGAAGCAAAUCCGAGCUUCGCAAAACCAUGAACUGGAUCGCAGCUGCGGACUUUGAAGUCAAGAUUGUCAUUUGCGGAAACCACGACAUAACCCUCGACACACCAUUCUACAAACUUCACGGGCCAAAAAUCCACAACAAGCAGAUCCAAUCCCCAUCCGAAUGCAUAGACAUUGUCACCAACGCCUCGCCGUCUGUCGUAUUCCUCCAGCACCAGUCAGCACUAGUGCGGCUGCGCCGGCCUAAUGGGCCAAACACCGUCUUUAAGGUCUUCGGCUCGCCGUACUCACAAUGCGGGGGCUCCUGGGCCUUUCUAUACGAGUCCGACGAGGCCGAGAGCCUCUGGAAACAGAUUCCAUUGGAUGCUGAUGUUGUUGUCACACAUAUGCCGCCUCACUUGCAUUGUGAUAGGGCAUCUGGGGUAUCGAUGGGGUGUUUGGGCCUGAAGAGGAGGCUGCAAAUGGUUAGACCCUGUCUGGCUGUUUGUGGGCAUAUCCAUGAGUCAAGGGGCUUUGAGCGGGUACGUUGGGCCUCUGUAUCCAAGGAGGGUGAACAAGAGGGUAAAAAUGUCGGGGACCAAGUGGUAAAAGGUGUGCUUCCGCCUCAGGGGAGCAAAAAGCAAAGCCUUGUUGAUCUGACAGGCAAACGAGCCUCGAAGCUUGAUAAUGAUGGGUUCUCCGGGGCAAAAGCUUCUUUCUCGUCGCUGGACUCCCACCAAGAUGUCGCUCUACUUCCGCCGCAAGCCCCCAAGGAGGGUCAUGGGCUCUCAGCUUCAGACAAAACGCAAUCCGAAGCUCAGAAAACUGACACAGAGGGGCUCCAAGCGCAAAGACGCGAAACAUGCGUUGUCAAUGCUGCCAUCAUGGCGUCUAACUGGCCGCAUCGGGGAGGCAGAAAGUUCUACCCAGGGCCUAUAAUUGUUGACCUUGAGCUGCCGGUUUGGACGGAAUAG
Molecule: messenger RNA, 2373 nt
Organism: Aspergillus versicolor CBS 583.65
Lineage: Eukaryota; Fungi; Ascomycota; Eurotiomycetes; Eurotiales; Aspergillaceae
Exons: 8
Coding region: 1-2373 (790 amino acids)
Biological process (GO): DNA-templated transcription
Molecular function (GO): zinc ion binding; hydrolase activity; DNA binding
Source: RefSeq, a predicted model, not a curated record